This is a messenger RNA of Amblyraja radiata (thorny skate), 1281 nucleotides long. It is a transcript of the gene lin7c, whose product is annotated as lin-7 homolog C (C. elegans). Lineage: Eukaryota; Metazoa; Chordata; Chondrichthyes; Rajiformes; Rajidae. The transcript is spliced from 5 exons. The record is from RefSeq and is a predicted model, not a curated record. Bases 51 to 650 code for a protein of 199 amino acids. Gene Ontology annotation, molecular function: protein binding.
CGGCAGGUGGCGGUGCAGUCGGCAGGCCUGGGGCUGGGGCUGGGGCAACAAUGGCGCUACUGAUGGAGCCGAUACGGCUGGACCGAGACGUGAGUCGAGCUAUUGAGUUGCUGGAGAAGUUGCAGCGGACUGGGGAGGUGCCUCCGCAGAAGCUGCAGGCCUUGCAGCGAGUGCUUCAGAGUGAAUUCUGCGUUGCCGUGCGGGAAGUUUAUGAGCACGUUUACGAGACUGUGGAUAUUAACAGCACUCCCGAUGUGAGGGCCAAUGCCACAGCAAAGGCAACAGUGGCGGCGUUUGCUGCCAGUGAGGGCCACUCUCACCCAAGGGUGGUGGAAUUACCCAAAACCGACGAAGGACUCGGGUUCAAUAUCAUGGGAGGAAAAGAGCAAAACUCUCCCAUAUACAUCUCCCGCAUCAUCCCUGCCGGCAUUGCAGAUCGACACGGUGGCCUGAAACGUGGCGAUCAACUCUUGUCAGUAAAUGGAGAGAGUGUGGAAGGGGAGCACCAUGAAAAAGCAGUUGAUCUUCUGAAGGCUGCGCAUGGAACUGUCAAGUUGGUCGUCAGAUACACACCGAAGGUGCUGGAGGAAAUGGAGUCACGGUUUGAAAAAAUGAGAUCAGCAAAACGCAGGCAGCAAAUCAAUUACUAACUAAGUAGCUCAAUAAUCUGUCUUCCUCCUCCACUGUUAUUCAAUGUGUUAUACUACAGGUCCACCACAGAUCUCCCGGCACCCUUGGUUCCAGAGCCUUUAUGGAUUAUUCGUGUUGCCCGACCAACAGAGGUCACGGCCUCCAACGGUACCUGAACGUUCCACCGGGGGGGGGGGGGGUGCCGAGACACCGGCCGGCAAAGUCGGCAUCGGAAGUCGGCAAUGGAACCGGAUCUGCCGGCUGUGGCCGGGCCGGAGUUCCAGAGCCCCCGGGCCGGAGUUCCAGAGCCCCGGACACAGGCGGCAGAUUCCACCCGCCGAUCGGCCGCUGAAGUCCCGGUGAGGUCGAGAUCGGCCGCCUCACCCGGCCCAGGGGACACAUUUUCGGGGGGAUCUCCGGAUUUCAAGUGCUCUCUUGUAACUUUGUCUGGAUUGAAGGAGGUGCCGACCCAUCAGUUGCCGGGGAAUUGUUGGUGGACCUGUACUAGUGACGAGAUUAAGAUGAUCAAACAGCGCCGUGUUUAAACCUCCCGGCCACAUUGACCAUGUAACACUAAACUUUAUCUUUCUCCAGUGUUUGAUUUAUAAUGUAGAUGGAUUUAAUUGCUUCAAAUACUCACUUUUUCAAUGA